AUGGUUUCCGCCAAGAAGCACGUUCCUAUCGUGAAGAAGCACCGGAAGAGCUUCAACCGCCACCAGAGCGACCGAUUCAAAUGUGUCGACUCCAGCUGGCGCAAGCCCAAGGGCAUUGACAACCGUGUCCGAAGACGCUUCCGUGGCACCAUGACCAUGCCCAAGAUCGGUUUCCGCUCCAACAAGAAGACCCGAUUCCUCACUCCUUCCGGCCACAAGUCUUUCCUUGUCAGCAACACCAAGGACGUUGAGCUCCUGCUCAUGCACAACCGCACCUUCGCCGCAGAAAUCGCCCACAACGUCUCCUCCCGAAAGCGCAUCGACAUCAUUGCCCGCGCAAAGCAAUUAGGCGUCAAGGUCACCAACGCCAAGGCCAAGGUCACCACCGAGGUUUAA
Molecule: messenger RNA, 396 nt
Organism: Clonostachys rhizophaga
Lineage: Eukaryota; Fungi; Ascomycota; Sordariomycetes; Hypocreales; Bionectriaceae
Source: the annotation of a GenBank genome assembly